AUAGUUAUGGAUCUGCUCCACAGCUGGGGAGUGAGCCUGGCUGUCCACUUGCAGACAGAGUAUGGUGUCUAUGAGAGCUGGUUUCAGCUGGUUUCUUCCGUGGCUGACCUCCAUACCACCUUCUUCAUCUUUUUCCCCAUCUGGUUCCACCUGAAAAGAGAUGUUAGCAUUAAGCUUAUUUGGGUGGCCGUGGUGGGGGACUGGAUUAAUCUGGUGCUAAAAUGGAUUUUGUCUGGAGAAAGGCCGUACUGGUGGGUUCACGAGACCAGGUUUUACGGCUCUGAAAGGGUACCUGCACUCAGACAAGUUCCUAUCACAUGUGAAACUGGACCAGGAAGUCCUUCUGGUCAUGCAAUGGGAUCUGCUGGUGUUGGGUAUGUGAUGGUCACAGCUCUGAUAUCCAUUGCUGCCCAGAGAAAACCUCCUACUCAGUUCUUUUGGUGUUUACAGAUGGUGCUGUGGAUGCUGUUGGGUCUAGUGGAGCUACUGGUCUGCAUGUCUCGUGUUUAUGUUGCUGCCCACUUUCCACACCAGGUUGUAAGUGGAGUCAUCUCAGGGAUAAUUGUAGCUGAGAUAUUCUCAAGACAGCAGUGGAUCUACCAUGCCAGUCUUCAGAGGUACUUCAACAUCACUCUGUUCCUGCUUAUUUUCGCUGUGGGCUUCUACAUGCUCCUGAAGGCUGUAGGUGUGGAUCUGCUCUGGACUCUUGAGAAAGCCCAGAAAUGGUGCGUCAACCCAGCUUGGGUCCACAUGGACACCACGCCCUUCGCCAGCCUGCUGCGCAACAUGGGCACGCUGUUUGGUCUGGGCCUGGGGCUGCACUCCCCUCGCUACACUAAGAACAAGCAAAGCAGAAGUGCCUCCUUCAGGAUUGGCUGCAUUGGUCUAUCAUUGUUUAUUUUGCAGCUCCUGGACUCUUUGAGCUUUUCUUCUAAUAACCAGGUAUUUUUCUACCUUCUCUCAUUCACUAAGAGCACUGUCGCCCUGCUGGUUCCCACUACACUUGUUCCAAGAGGCAUGUCCUGGUUUUUACUGGGAAUCAAUGACAAAAAGAAUACAUAG
Molecule: messenger RNA, 1062 nt
Organism: Electrophorus electricus (electric eel)
Lineage: Eukaryota; Metazoa; Chordata; Actinopteri; Gymnotiformes; Gymnotidae
Gene: g6pc1a.1
Product: glucose-6-phosphatase catalytic subunit 1a, tandem duplicate 1
Biological process (GO): glucose 6-phosphate metabolic process; gluconeogenesis
Cellular component (GO): membrane
Molecular function (GO): glucose-6-phosphatase activity
Source: RefSeq, a predicted model, not a curated record